Gymnogyps californianus (California condor) is the source of this 1654-nucleotide messenger RNA. RefSeq names its product glucose-6-phosphatase catalytic subunit 2 (gene G6PC2). NCBI's taxonomy places the organism in Eukaryota, Metazoa, Chordata, Aves, Accipitriformes, Cathartidae. Gene Ontology annotation, cellular component: membrane. Gene Ontology annotation, biological process: gluconeogenesis; glucose 6-phosphate metabolic process. The record is from RefSeq and is a predicted model, not a curated record. The transcript is spliced from 5 exons. Bases 1 to 1074 code for a protein of 357 amino acids. Gene Ontology annotation, molecular function: glucose-6-phosphatase activity.
AUGGAUCUCCUUCAUAGCAAUGGCGUGCUUAUCAUUCAGCAUUUACAGAGGGACUACAGGGCUUACCAGGAUUUCCUUAAUUUUAUGUCACAUGUUGGCGAUCCUCGGAAUAUAUUCUCAAUUUAUUUUCCUCUUUGGUUUCAGCUCAACCAAGUGGUUGGUACUAAAAUGAUAUGGGUGGCAGUCAUUGGUGAUUGGUUCAACCUCAUAUUUAAAUGGAUUUUAUUUGGCCAUCGCCCAUACUGGUGGGUGCAAGAAACAAUGAUUUAUCCCAAUCAGUCAAGCCCAUGCCUUGAACAGUUUCCUAUAACAUGUGAAACUGGACCAGGAAGCCCAUCUGGACAUGCCAUGGGAUCUUCUUGUGUCUGGUAUGUAAUGGUCACAGCAGCACUUAGCUACACAGUUAGAUGGAAAGAUAAAUCAGCAAUUACUCUUCACAGGUCAGUACUGACAUGGUCAUUCCUCUGGAGUAUUUUUUGGAUAAUCCAGAUCAGUGUGUGCAUCUCGAGAGUAUUCAUAGCAACACAUUUCCCUCAUCAAGUUAUUCUUGGAGUAUUUGCUGGCAUUCUUGUGGCAGAAGCAUUUGAGCAUACCCCUGCUAUUCAGACAGCAAGCUUGAGAAUGUACAUCAAGACAAACUUGUUUCUUUUCAUCUUUGCCCUUGGCUUCUAUCUAGUCCUCAAGCUUCUUGAUAUUGACUUGCUGUGGUCUGUUCCGAAGGCCAAGAAGUGGUGUGCCAACCCAGACUGGAUAAACAUUGACACAACUCCAUUUGCUGGACUGGUGAGGAAUUUAGGUGCACUCUUUGGUUUAGGUCUCGGAAUUAAUUCUGAAAUGUUCAUCACAAGCUGCAAAGGUAAAAAUAGCUGUAAGAUAAGUUUCCGCAUAUUGUGUAUAGCUGCUUCUUUAACUACACUGCAGCUGUAUAAUUUCAUUAAGAUACCUACUCAUACUGAGCAUUUGUUCUACAUUCUCUCUUUUUGUAAGAGUGCAGCUAUGCCUCUGACUGUAGUUGCCUUGGUUCCGUACUGUGUCCACUCGUUAAUGAGGACAACUGAAAAGAAACUUAAUUAGAUAAAGUUUCCAAAUGGUUAGCAAUAUGGGGAUGGACAUGAACUGUUCAAGAACCCUCCGCAAAAGCAGUUUUGCUAACUCAUUUUAACAAGGGGGAUGCCACUGCAUCUUUGAUGUGCUCCUGGUAAGUAACCAGUACAUCCAAAAUCAGUACAUUCAAGAAUGACUUUGGCAGCUCAGAGAUAUUAAUUGCUGAUUUUAUUCCUAGAAAUAUUGCAACCACACUGCAGUAUGGUUAGAAAUGACCCAAUACUCUGGGUCAUAAUGAAGUUUUAAAGUAUAAGCAACUAGUUUUAUUUAGCUACUUGGUGGUCUUUUAGUUCUGUCCAUCUCCAGCUAGAUGGUGCUUCAAGCCUCAGUUGUACAUAGUGAUACUCAAUAUUUAAUUUUUUUAUAUGUAGAUAUUGUGUGUUAAACUGCUAGAUCAUGGUGUGACAGUAUCACACCCCCUACAACUGUACAGCUGUACCCAGGCACUGUGAAAAAGGCCAGCAUAGUUAUAAACAAGGCUUUAGAUUUAACUUAUUGAGCUUCCUGAGCAAAACAGCUUCUGAUUAAGCCAGAUGAGAAAAAAAUAAAA